UUCUAAGUGCUCUUGUGUAGAGCGAAGAGUUGACAGAUCUCCACGGGGAGAGAUCGUUCUCGGGAGAGACGGAGAACCAUAGCUCGUCAAUGGCGGAUUCGAGCUCGGCAUCGAAACGGUAUACUCCCCCUAACCAGAGGAACCGUUCUUUGAAUCGCCGGAAACCGGGAGAAUUGGACCGAACAAGCAGCUCCCAAGGGAAUGAGAGUGAGAAGAGCCAAGUCCCGGCCUCGAAGAACGUCCCUGUGGUGUCGAACUCUGCUACGAGGAUUAUACCUCUAGAGGGGUGUUACAGGAGUGAAGCUUAUCAGCUCCUGAGUGAGCGCUGGGCAGCUGCAAUGCAUCUCUACAACGAUCCUACUGUGGAUUUAUCUGAGAGACCGAUCAUGUACUACGGUGGAGAUGUUUGGGGAAGACUGCCUCAUAAGAUAAUGGCUUCGGCAAACAAAGCGGGACCUCCGCCCCAAGACUACAGGAGCGAACUCAGCCGUGGAUUGCUGACUCCAAGGCCGACAAGUUUUAAUCAUUGACCA
Molecule: messenger RNA, 533 nt
Organism: Tarenaya hassleriana
Lineage: Eukaryota; Viridiplantae; Streptophyta; Magnoliopsida; Brassicales; Cleomaceae
Exons: 6
Coding region: 90-530 (146 amino acids)
Source: RefSeq, a predicted model, not a curated record